Molecule: messenger RNA, 475 nt
Organism: Dimorphilus gyrociliatus
Lineage: Eukaryota; Metazoa; Annelida; Polychaeta; Dinophilidae
Source: the annotation of a GenBank genome assembly
UAUGGCAGAAGUAGCUGAAAAAAAGUUCACCGUUAUUGUUGCCAUUGAUGGAAGUGAACAAGCUGAUCAUGCUUUUGAAUUUUACAUAGAGCAUAUGCACAAGAGUGAUCAUAAUCUUCUGUUAGUUCAUAGUGCAGAACCACCUUUUGUGUCUUCCCAACAGGCAAUGUACAUGUCUGGCGAGUUAUGGGAGCAAAUGCUAGCUGCUGAAAAGGAUAAAGUGAAGAAGCUUGAGGAAAAGUUUGCAAAUAAAAUGCGUGCUAAUAAGAUUUCGGGUCGCAUUAAGGCCGUUUUUAGUGGCAGGCCUGGAGAAUUGAUAAUCGAUUUGGCAAAAGAAGAAGGAGCUAGAAUGAUCGUUAUGGGAACAAGAGGAAUGGGUACAAUCCGUAGGACUUUACUCGGUUCAGUAAGCGACUACGUUCUUCAUCACGCUCACUGUCCGGUAAUAAUUUGUCGUCCGGAAGACAAGCAUUAA